Messenger RNA from Zychaea mexicana, 999 nucleotides. RefSeq lists its product as uncharacterized. Bases 1 to 999 code for a protein of 332 amino acids. The record is from RefSeq and is a predicted model, not a curated record. NCBI's taxonomy places the organism in Eukaryota, Fungi, Mucoromycota, Mucoromycetes, Mucorales, Lichtheimiaceae. The transcript is spliced from 5 exons.
AUGUCAACACCCAAAAACAACUUAACACGCGGUCAAGCCAUAUGCCUUGUACUUGAUAUGGUGCCUACUGUUGAGAACCGACGAAAAGGAAAUGACAUACAGUGGUCCCCCGCUUUUCGCAACAGUGGGAAGCCCUCAGCAUCCUUUUGCUAUGGAGAGUCAGUUAUCGAGAAGAAUCCGUUUACAUACAAGACCUAUCCUAGGACACCACCUACUAGCCCAACUUUACAUUUAAGCAAUACUGUGGUGGCCAGUGAUAAAUUCAGCGAUUUCAGCAAUAACAGUAACAGCAACAAUAGCGACGCUAGCGACUCAAGCACCGAUGAUUCAAUUGUCUACAACUCUGAAAGUCUACUAUCAAUCAUAAAGUCAAUGUGUUUUAAGAAUGCCGAUAACAAAGAGCCCUUUGACUAUGCCUUUUAUACCACGACGGACAUCUACAACAACGUCACGAAGCAACUGCCACGACUACCCAAAUUUAUGAAUGCGUCAAACGAAGACUUCGGCGAACGAAUCUCCAAACGUGUCGAGGGAAAUAAUAUCAAAGGACGAAUGUUAUACAAGCUCAAGGACAAUGCGAUCGGAAACUUGGUGGAAUCAACAUCUGCUUUCCGCACAGAAAUCAAUAACGAUGGUAGCAAUUGGAUAAAUGUUGGAUAUGUUAGGAAAUCUCCAGGCAUUGAAAGCGUGGCGACACGGCAAGGACUCCUCGAGGCAAUGAUCAUCAACUCAACGUCAUCUUCACCGAUCUUGGAAAGAGAUUUCUUGGCGGACAACAAUAUUAACGGCAACAACAACAUCAAGGCAACCAGCUUGGCUUAUUGCGAAGGGGACACCCAAGCAAUGAUUGACUUCAUUGGACACUCCAUCAAACAGAUUCGGCUUUGUGUGAUUUCGUACGCUGGUUUGUCAAACGAUCCUGGCGACGUUGCCAUAUUUCUAAAGUAUGAAAAACGUUUCUCAUAUGCUUAUUUCAUACUAACUUGUUCUGUAAAAUGA